Molecule: messenger RNA, 404 nt
Organism: Trachymyrmex cornetzi
Lineage: Eukaryota; Metazoa; Arthropoda; Insecta; Hymenoptera; Formicidae
Exons: 3
Coding region: 1-381 (126 amino acids)
Source: RefSeq, a predicted model, not a curated record
AUGGACAUAAAUAGAGAAGUACAUAACAAGCAUCUUGAUCAACAAAGUAUCCAAUGCGUACAAUCCGUUAAAAAAUACGAUAACAUCAACACGAGAUAUUUCAUCGGUCAAAAGGAAGAGAUCGGAAAACUGUUUCAGGACAUCCUGUAUGAGAACGCGUGGGACGUCACGCCGCCAUGGACGACGACGACCUGCAUUCGUAUGCCCGCCCUCGUUAACGAAUGCGAAUGCGGCACCACGCAACACUCCUAUACCACGCUCAUGCUGGACCGAAUUCACACGAAAAACAUUGCAAACGCUUCACGUUGUAUUACAUGUUAUACCGACUGGUACGCUGUACGGUAUACGAAUGGACACGAAUGGAUCAGCGAAGCGGUCUGAACUCUGAAGCCCGUCCGUCCGUC